GUCACGUGAGAUACGACACACAUUCUUGAGGACACCGAUAAUACACAACCGAACGCUUGUAAAAUUAUGUAAAAUUCCUACUGUUUGACAAUUAAUGCAAAGGUGCAUUUCGAGUUAUUGUAAGACAAUUUAUUUGACAAUAUUUGAGCGUGAAUUUCAUUGAGAAAUGUCAUCACAAGGUUCUCAGAGAGGACGGCUAAAUUUGUCACCCUCUGCGAUGCCAUCCAUGAUGAGACCUAUGAAAGCAGUGAAGCCGUUCACGUUGAAAGGCAGUCCUACAAGAAAAAGUCCAGUUUGUUCGCCAACACCGAUUGCAAUUGGUCAUCGGAAUUCACCUGAACGAAAGUCGCCUAUAUCGCCUAGUUUUAAAGUAGAGAAACCCCGUGCAGUGAGAAGUAAUGGAAGCCCAUCAUUAAGAAGAGCUGGAUCAUUGGAAGCUAUUUACAAUUCAUAUCUAAGUGGUAAAUGGCCAACUCCAGAAGUUUUAUCACAUUUUAUGGUGGAUCAGACUACCCAGACUCCCGACGAUUGGGAAAUAAACAGUCAGCAGAAAACAAAGAAGAAAAAGAAAAGCCAUGGACGAUCUGCAUCAUUUGGACAAGGAGAUCAUGUUGCUAAUGCUAAAAAUAUUCAUUAUAUUAAGCAUAGGUUACAGAAGACUAAAGAAGGAAGUAGACAAAAUGGAAAACAAAGUCCAGUCCCAGGAAAUCAUCAGGCAUUAUCAUCAACAGCUCCAGCAGCCUUGCAGGGCUUACAGAGGGCAUCUAAACCACAGGGCAUUCCUAAUCACAUUCCUAAGUCUAGUAAUCUGUCUAGAUAUCAACGUAACAGUGUAGAAGGAUUGAAUACAGAGAUAGAGAAGCUAGUACUACACAGCAGAGAAGAAGAAUUGGACAGGGUAUGCUCCCCUGAUACAUUGAAUUUGAUAUCUAUACUGUCACAGUAUGCAUAUGAUAUUCCUGAUGGACAUAAAGCUCCCUGUCCUGAACUUGUAAACAGAGGUAGUAGUACCAGAAGUAUAGAUACCCAGACACCAGGCACAGGAAAUCUCAGCGACAACAGUUCUGGUAGUAGAUCUCAUUCAGUUAGUCCGGCCAUUCCAAUAAUUCCAGGUCAUAUGGAUUCAUCCCGUCCAUCUAGUGAAUCUUCACCAAGGCGUCCAUCUAGUGAUUCUUCACCUAGACGCCCAUCCAGUGAAUAUUCACCAAGAGAAAUGGAAAAGGUGGAAGGAUGUGAAUCUCCUGAUAGUUUACAAAAGAAAAUAUCUAGUCCAGGACCAAAUAAUUCCUACUUGUUUGUAAGAGAGCCACCAGAUGGCUGUGAAAAGGUCAAAGUUAUUGAUGAAGAUACGAAAAGUCAUCCGACCAUUAAAGAACCAUUGUUGUAUUGUCCAAUCAAGCCAUCACAAUUUAUUUUAAAGCCAAGUGUUGAUUCAGCAUUUUGUCCAUUACGCAAGAUGUACACACCAGAAGUUACUAUUAAAUCUCAGGGAACACAGAGCACCCAGACGUCUACCUCUGUUAGCCAAUGAAAUCAGUGCUCAAUUCCUGUUUCAACUUUCAAUUCUUCAUUUAAAAACAAAAUAAUGAAUUUAUUAUAAAUCAUAUGUAGGAAUUGUAUCAAUGUGAUUUUUGUUUCACCAAAGAAAAUCAAUUAGGAGGAUUUGUUUUGUUAUAAACUUCCUUACGAAUUUAAGUUGAAUACAUGUGACAAAAUUUUCCAUCAAGUGCUUUUGUUAAACCUCAGGUGUAUUUUGAUAAGAAUCUAAAGAUGGAGUUUAUUAUAACUUUUUUCUUCUUUGAAAUAGAAUUAUAAAUAGUAGCAUAGAUAGUGCUAAUUAAUUGCAUUUUAUCAUAAAUUUUCCAUUUGUUCACUUAUAAGAAAUUAUUUUAAGUACAUAUACAUGUGUAAAAAGGACUAGUUUUUUGUUAGUAAGUAAUAUUAAAAGAUAAGUUUAAAGAAAUAAGAAGAAGGUUUCAAUUGUAUUAUAGUUUAUUUAAUUACACUAGAUCAUUUUUAGAAUGUUCACGGUAGUAAAGAAAGCUUCCAUUAUUUCUUUUUAAACAUUAUUUAUUGCAAUAAUAUUUUUACACAUCUGCUUUGAUAAAAUAAAUGUUUUUCCUUAUAUUAUUGAAGAAUAUAUAGAUUUUUGCCAUCAAAUAAUAUAAUUGAAAUAUGAAUAAAAAUGUGAAUAUUUGUUAUUAUUUGACAUUUUAGUGUACACAUAAUGAAUCAUGGCUGUAAAUCAUUAAUAUUUUGACAUACAAGUUAUUAAAUAGGUCAGUCAAAUGUGUCUCGUUGUAACCGUCCACUUAUGUUAAAUAUUUUAUAUACAUCUCUUAAUACUAGUGAUAUGUUUGAUCUAUGCUGUUAGUCAAAACACAAACAGAAAUGUACAUGUCAAAUAUUUGUUCUUUAUUAUAAAUAAGUGUAUUUUCUACAUUAGAAACUCAUAAUCUAUUUGUAUUGCUGACAUCUCUGAAUGGAUAAUGCUUUAAUUCAUUAAGAUGGAAAUUUUGUUUGCUUAAAAUAGGCUUUAUUUAUUUUUCAUACUUCAGAGUCAUAGAUAUAAAAAAAAAAUUGAUCUGAUAGUUAACUUUAUAAUUUUACCUAUUCUAACAGUGUCAGCUGUCUUAUUUAAGGCUUAUCCUAACAAUUUAAAUGUAUGAUUUUGAUUUAAGUGAAAUAUUUCUUACAGGCAGCUAUCAAGUUAAGAUAGCCAUGACAAUAUCUCUUCCCAAUCUUAUACCAAACUUUUAUCGUUUAUGGUGGGUGCAUAAACAAGCUGUAUUAGUUUACUAUUGAUUUACUAUUGUUUACACUAUGCAUUCCUGAAAACACUUGUGCUUUUCACAAAAUUCAAAUAUAAAAGAUCAAACUUCAAUGUUUUUUUUAGAAUGAAAUCAAGUAUUUAGAAAAACAAAUAAUACACUUAUUCUAAAUGUAUUUCAAUGAAAAAGAAUUAUAAUUGUAAAGAGAUGUCUUUAAAUCAGUCUUUAAAUAUCUUGACAAGCAUAAAUAAUGUUUAAGGUGAAUGUAUUUUAGAACAGUAUUGUUUUAAAAGAUUGUUACUAUAUUUCCAUUCCUGCCAUUUAUCAAAUGAAUAUAAUUGUUUCUUCAGGGAUCAUGCUUGUUCAUGUAUCAAGUAGGGCUGUAGAAUCUCAUAGAUGAAAAAGACAUUGUCAUUACAGAUAAUUACUAUAGUGGUUUAAGGGACGUCUGAUGUCUAUUUUGAUUCUUUAUAAAUGGACUUUAAAAGAUAUUUAAGGCAUAAAGAUGGAUUCUAAAUAGAACAAAGUUUAAGUGAUACAAGCACAUUUGGCAAGUUUUCUUUACCUGAUAAGUUUAUUUUGGGAGAACUUAUUUAGUCUAUAGAAUCAAAAGUGAAUCAUUUGUCCAUCAAAUUGUUUUAAUGAACAUGAGGCCCAUAAGUUAUAAUUUUCAAAUUUUGGCUCACUUUACAAUUAUUAAGUAACACAGUUAUACAAAACAGUUUUGUUAAAUCAUUAUUAAAACUUUACAUUGAAAGAUAGUACACAAAAGAAAAACUAUCAAUGCUUACAUCAGUUUUGACUUUGUCUUCUUCAUCCAAUUUAGUUGUGUUCAGUUCAGUAUUGUACAUUGCACUAGUCUCUCUGUUUUCCAUCCAAUAUUUUUUUCUGACGCCCAUUUUGUAUAUUUUUAUGAACAAUAUGUAACUAUUUUUUCUUAUAUCCCCUUGUGCCAUAACAGUGAUGACAUAUCUCUGUUGUAGUAGAUGUUGGUUAUUAAUAUUUGAGUAUUUGUAUAUGAUAAUGCACAAAACUGAAUUAUUAAAAUCUUAAUUAAGAAGACAGAAUCAGAAAAAAAAGGAACUCACUUGCAGGAAAUUCUAUGGCAUUUUGAAGCAUAUUUUUACAUUUUGUAUUCAUCUCUUCUUCAUUUUCAUUCAUUUAAAAUUCCCACCUUGCUAUUACAUGUAUCUAAUGUAAUAUAUUUAGUACUUGCAAUAUAUUGUGAUUUAGUGAGAAAAUUCUAUUUUAACAAAAGUUUGCAGUUUUUGCUUUAAUUUACUAAAUAAAUUUGUUUUGUUAAAAUAACAGUAAAAACCUUGGAUAACUGGAAGGGAUCUGUUUAAAUUUAUCUGAGAUUUGAGUCAUUCAAGUUGCUACAUACAUGUUUUCCUGUUUCAAAUAUUUUUUACCAUGUAUUGUCAACUUUGUAUGUUAUUGUUUAAAGAUACAAAGAUACUUUAUAUUGCAUAAAUACUAGUAAAUAAUAGUUUCAAAGUGACUAUAGAAAAUUAGCUUGUCUGAAUUUUUUUUUUGUACUUCAUGUAGAUGUCGUAGAUGAUUUUUAAUACAUAUAUUCAGAGGUCUUAGAACAAGUUUUCAUUUCAGUAAAUUUCUGUUUCCAAAAUUUUUGCAAGACGCUGCAGUUCAGGGAUUUCAUGUUGGCUAGGGUUUUCUAAUUUAAAAUUUCAAAAUGUACUUGAGGUUACAGAGAUUUGGAAAUAACUCAGUAAGACUCAUAUAAGUUUAAAAUCAUUUCAAAUUUUUUUUUAACAGGAAUACUAAAUCCCUAUGAUUUUAACCACAGAAGAAGGUUCCAUUGUGUUAUUGAAAGAAUCCAUGCUGCAGCUACAGCUUUCAUUACAGCAUAGCCAAUUAUAAAAUAGUAAAUUAACCUUGUACUUCAAAACGAUACAGUAAUUUGACUCAGUAGGCAAAAUUGUACAAUAGAUUGAAAAGUUUUCGAAACAAAGAAGCUACUGUAUUCUUAAUCCGUAAACAUGCAAAUAUUAAAUAACCCUUUAUAUAUUUAAACUAUUAAAAAAAUCAUCAAUUUAAGUUUGGAUUUUGUUGUAAAGAUCUAUAUAAAUAAAAGUCCAUAGUGAUACCUGGAUAACCUUCUGUAUCAACAGGCCAUCAAUAUUAGUCCUCAGGCAAUCCAAAUGUAUAUAGUAUAUGGUACAUUUUUGCCUUGUAUUAUUAUUCUCUAUUAAGUACUACAAACUUGUCCCUGUAUGUUCUAUUGUAAUUUUAAUGUAAUAAGUUGCAAGAAUCCCUUUACUUUGGUGAUUUUUAUGUGUUUCUUCUGUUUAGUGAUUAAUUUAUCUAUUUAUUUAUAACAAAAUGGCAUGAUAUUUGGUAGUGCUAUGUGAAGCUGCCUUUCUAUUUAUAUAUAGACUUUUCAUGUUGAAUUUUCCAGUAACACAGAAAGUAUGUAUUCCUGACCAUUUAUUUGUGUGCUAAGCAAACAUCUGUUUAAUGGAAUACCAAAGGUUGUAAGACAAGAGUGAUUUUGUGUUACUAGAUAAUUCAAUUGGAAAUUGAUAGUUUAUCAUAAAUGCUUAUUGUAAGAUGUUUACCAUUAAUGCUUAUUGUACAAUGUCACUUAAAUUAAAUAUUGUAAUUGCUCUUUUCUUUCAGGUUAGGAUUUUUUUUUAAAUAACAUUAUCCCUGGAGAAGGACAUUAAGCAUGUACGAUAAACUUUAAAGAUAGUUUGUGUCUAUUUAUUUGUUAAAGAUUUGUUAAGACUGAUACUGUACAUAGUUAUGUUGUAUAUUUUGUUUGAAAAAGAAUAAAUUGUUAUCUUUUCUAAA
Mytilus trossulus (common blue mussel) is the source of this 5585-nucleotide messenger RNA. Its product is annotated as protein FAM117B-like. NCBI's taxonomy places the organism in Eukaryota, Metazoa, Mollusca, Bivalvia, Mytilida, Mytilidae. The transcript has 8 exons. The record is from RefSeq and is a predicted model, not a curated record. The coding region runs from base 167 to 1531 and encodes 454 amino acids.